Dictyostelium discoideum AX4 is the source of this 2130-nucleotide messenger RNA. It is a transcript of the gene nup62, whose product is annotated as nuclear pore protein. Gene Ontology annotation, molecular function: structural constituent of nuclear pore. The coding region runs from base 1 to 2130 and encodes 709 amino acids. The record is from RefSeq and is a predicted model, not a curated record. Gene Ontology annotation, cellular component: nuclear pore. Lineage: Eukaryota; Evosea; Eumycetozoa; Dictyosteliales; Dictyosteliaceae. The transcript is spliced from 2 exons.
AUGUCAAACAAUUUAUUUGGUACAGGUUCAUCAACUUCAUCAUCAUUAUUUGGUUCAACACCUUCAGCAGGUGGAUUAUUUGGUGGUGGUAGUUCAACAACACCAGCAACAGGCGGUGGUGGUUUAUUUGGAGGUGCCUCAACAACACCAGCAACAGGCGGCGGUUUAUUUGGAGGUGCCUCAACAACACCAGCAACAGGUGGUGGUUUAUUUGGAGGUGCCUCAACAACACCAGCAACAGGUGGUGGUGGUUUAUUUGGAGGUAGUAGCACUACAGCACCAGCAACAGGUGGUGGUGGUUUAUUUGGUGGUUCUACAACAACUGCACCAGCAACUACUGGAGGAUUAUUUGGAGGUAGUAGCACUACAGCACCAUCAACAACAACUGGUGGAUUAUUCGGAGGUUCUUCAACAACUACACCAUCAAUAACAACAACAGGAGGAUUAUUUGGAGGUGCUUCAACAACUGCACCAUCAACAACAACAGGUGGAUUAUUUGGAGCAACUACACCAGCAACUACAGCAACAACAACAACAGGUGGAUUAUUUGGCGGAUCUACAACCACACCAUCAUUAACAAGUGGUGGAGGUUUAUUUGGAGCAACUACACCAGCAGCUACAACAACAACAACAUCCUCAGCUAUACCAUCAUUAACUAGCGGCGGAGGUUUAUUUGGUGGAUCUACAACUACACCAUCAUUAACUAGUGGUGGAUUAUUUGGAGCAACUACACCAGCAGCUACAACAACUACAUCUACAACUACACCAUCAUUAACUAGUGGUGGAUUAUUUGGAGCAACCACACCAUCAACUACAGGAGGAUUAUUUGGAGCAUCAACAACAACAACAACAACACCAUCAACUACAUCUACAACAACUCCAUCAACAACUACAGGCGGAUUAUUCGGUGCAACUACACCAGCAACAACUACAACUUCAGGAGGAUUAUUUGGAGCAUCAACAACAACACCAUCAACCACAGGAGGAUUAUUUGGAGUGUCAACAACAACACCAUCAACUACAUCAGCAACCACACCAACAACAACAACUACAGGAGGAUUAUUUGGCGCAGCAACAACAUCAGCAACUACACCAUCAACAACAACAACAACAACAACAACAACACCAACUACUGGAUUAUUUGGUUCAUCAACAACACCAUCAACAACAACAUCAGGUGGAUUGUUUGGUUCAUCAACUACUCCAUCAACAACAACAACAACAACAACAGCAACAACACCAACAACAGGCGGAUUAUUUGGUUCAUCAACUACUCCAUCAACAACAACAACAUCAGGUGGAUUAUUUGGUUCAUCAGCUACACCAUCAACAACAUCAUCAGGUGGAUUAUUUGGAGCAACAACUACUUCAGCAACAACCACAACUACUACACCAACCACUACCUCUGGUGGAUUAUUUGGAACAUCAUCAACUACCACCACCACUACAACACCAGCAGCAGUAGCAGCAACUUCAUCAAAUCCACUCACAACAUCAAUGUUGGGUGGAUCAUCAACAACACCAAAUCCAGUUUCAGCUUCUUUAAAUAAUAGUGAUCCAAUUGGAAUUAAUGAAAGUAAAUUAUUAGAACAACUCUUAAAUGAAUGGGUAUCAGAAAUUGAAAAUCAAACUAAAAAUUUUUAUGAUCAAGCAAAAACUAUUUUUGUUUGGGAUCAACGUAUAAUGGAUAAUUCUCAAAAAUUAGGUAAAUUAAUGGAUGUAGUAGUUAAAUUAAAUUCUCAACAAAAUGCAUUAAAUCAAUGUAUUGAUGUAGUUAGAGAUCAACAAGCAUUAUUAGAGAGAUCAUUGAAUGCUUUAGAUUCAAAGAUUAAAUCAUCACCAAAGGAUAAUGAAACAACAGCAGAUUUAGAGAGAGAAAGAAUCUAUUCUUUGGCAACUAAAAUAGAUGAUGAUAUCAUUAAAGUAGAGAAUAAAUUAUUGGGUGUAGUAAAUAAAAUUAAUCAAAAUCAAGUUAAAGAUGAUAAUCCAAAGGAUUUAAAUCAAAAAGUUUCUAAAAUCUUAAAUGAUCACUUAAAUACUUUACAAUGGAUUGAUAAAAGUACAAAUAUUCUUCAAGAAUCUUUAAAAGUAAUAGAAAGUACUUCUUUACCUGAAACUUCAAGAAGAUAA